AGUGUACAGUCUGUACAAAAAGUUUCUCUUUAUCUGGUAAUUUCAAUAGCCACAUGCGAACUCACACCAAAGAAAAGCCUUAUCAGUGUACAGUCUGUACAAAAAGUUUCUCUUUAUCUGGUAAUUUCAAUAGCCACAUGCGAACUCACACCAAAGAAAAGCCUUAUCAGUGUACAGUCUGUACAAAACGUUUUUCUCUCAGAGGUAAUUUGAAUGCUCACAUGCGAACUCACACUAAAGAAAAACCUUAUCAGUGUACAGUCUGUUCAAAACGUUACUCUCAAAGUAGUAAUUUGAAUGUCCACAUGCGAACUCACACUAAAGAAAAGCCUUAUCAGUGUACAGUCUGUUCAAAACGUUACUCUCAAAGUGGUAAUUUGAAUGUCCACAUGCGAACUCACACCAAAGAGCAGCCUUAG
Messenger RNA from Nilaparvata lugens (brown planthopper), 419 nucleotides. RefSeq names its product protein krueppel-like. The record is from RefSeq and is a predicted model, not a curated record. Gene Ontology annotation, cellular component: nucleus. Gene Ontology annotation, molecular function: DNA-binding transcription factor activity, RNA polymerase II-specific; RNA polymerase II cis-regulatory region sequence-specific DNA binding. Bases 54 to 419 code for a protein of 121 amino acids. Lineage: Eukaryota; Metazoa; Arthropoda; Insecta; Hemiptera; Delphacidae. The transcript has a single exon. Gene Ontology annotation, biological process: central nervous system development; regulation of transcription by RNA polymerase II.